AUGCUGUCGCCUGUUGCCCAUGUCUCUCAGCCGCUCCUCUCCCCUCCCCUCUCCUCCUCCCCCUCCCCUCACUUCCCUCCCUCCUCCCCCACUCCCUUCCCGUCCUCCUCUCCUCCUUCCUUGUCUGUCCUCCUCUCUCUCCCCCCUUGUUUCCUCUCUCGCCCCUCGCCCUUGUCUCAGAACGGGGAGCGGUCGGCACCCACAGCAGGCACGGUGGCGACAGCAGCAGGGCUGGCGGGCGGGCUUAUCAGCUUCGUGCUCUGCCCCACGGAGCUUGUCAAGUGUCGCCUGCAAGUGCAAGCCCAGUCUCCAGCUCUCGCACCCGCCGCCUCUGUAUAUACUGCAGCAGCAGCGGCAGCAACAGCAGGAGCAGCACCAACAGCAGCGGCUGCAGCGGGUGCCUCUAAGUGUGUCCCUGCCAUGACUCGCCUGACCCCUUCGUUUGCCGCUGCUGCUCACCCCGCCCCCUUCAGUACAGCAAGCGCUGCCUUCCCCUCCCUAGCACGCACCCCAGCAACAUCAGCAGCAACAGCAGCAGCAGCUACAGCUGCAAAAGCAGCCCAACGCCAGCAGAUCCAUUCGCAAUCGCCUCUGCAACAGCAAGUUUUGAUGCAGCAGCAGCAUUUUCAGCAGCAGCAACAGCAACAGAAGCAGCGGGUGGUGGGGGGUGUGGGUCACUACAAGGGCCCGUGGGAUUGCGUGGUUCAAACCGUCAAGGCCGAUGGGCCGCAGGGGUUGUUCAGAGGCCUGGCAGCGACAGCACUGAGGGAGUCGCUGGGCAACAUUGGCUUCUUUGUCACCUACGAGGCCAUCAAGCACCGCCUCCUCCCCGCCCUCGCCCCCUCCUCUCCCUCGCACUCCUCUCCCUCUUCCUCCUCCUCCUCCGCCUCCUCGGACCUCUCACGUGAAAGUGUGCACGGGAGAUUGGGUCAAGACAUGGGGCCAGAACAUGGGGUGUUGGGGGGGAGGGAGGCAGAGGUAGCAGGCGGGGCGAGUGAGUGGCGAAGGGUGGCAGCUGAGGCUGCUACUGCCAUUGCCAGUGGGGGAAUAGCAGGCAUCGUGUUCUGGUCGGCAGUGCUCCCAUUUGAUGUCAUCAAGACGCGCAUUCAGACGGCAGACGCGUCAGCUUCGCCCGAGUCGCUGCGCAUGCUCAGCCAGUGCAAAGCUAUCCUAAGGGAGAGUGGCGUCAGGGGGUUCUACGCCGGUCUCCUGCCCACACUCACUCGAGCCUUCCCGGCCAAUGCUGCGGCUGUUGUUGCCUGGGAGCUCACCUCAAGGCUGCUAGGAGUGUCCAACCCUUGA
Molecule: messenger RNA, 1302 nt
Organism: Closterium sp. NIES-65
Lineage: Eukaryota; Viridiplantae; Streptophyta; Zygnematophyceae; Desmidiales; Closteriaceae
Source: the annotation of a GenBank genome assembly